Messenger RNA from Exophiala xenobiotica, 1674 nucleotides. Its product is annotated as peptidyl-prolyl cis-trans isomerase D, variant. The transcript is spliced from 5 exons. Bases 393 to 1361 code for a protein of 322 amino acids. Gene Ontology annotation, cellular component: intracellular membrane-bounded organelle. NCBI's taxonomy places the organism in Eukaryota, Fungi, Ascomycota, Eurotiomycetes, Chaetothyriales, Herpotrichiellaceae. The record is from RefSeq and is a predicted model, not a curated record. Gene Ontology annotation, molecular function: peptidyl-prolyl cis-trans isomerase activity; protein binding. Gene Ontology annotation, biological process: protein peptidyl-prolyl isomerization; protein folding.
CCGCAAGUUGUGUGGGCUUCAAAGGAACAUUCAGGAAGUUUUGUGCGCAAGACAAAGCCACGGUGAAGAGGUCACCGUCUCUCACAAGCUCCAAUUCCUUCCACCAACUUGUCGAUAACAGAAUCCUUGAGCCGCAUCCGGGACGCAUUCCUACCACCUCAACUCCCAGUCUCUUAGCCCUCUCUCACCAUGGCGGAGUCAAAGAGUGGAAGACCUCGGGUCUACUUUGACAUAACAAUCGGUGGGAGGAAAGAAGGGAGAGUUGUUUUCGAGCUGUACAGCGAUGGUAAACAUGGCUGCUUUCCGAAUUCCUUUCCCUCCAGCUGACCAGCUCGAUAGUCGUACCAAAGACAGCGGAGAACUUCCGUGCACUAUGUACUGGUGAAAAAGGAAUGGGCAAGUCGGGCAAGCCUCUGAGCUACAAAGGGUCGAUCUUUCACCGGGUCAUCAAGUCUUUUAUGAUCCAGGGCGGAGACUUCACAGCGUUCAAUGGUACCGGAGGAGAGUCCAUUUACGGCGAGAAGUUCCCCGACGAGAACUUCGAGUUGAAGCAUGACAAGCCGUUCUUGUUGUCCAUGGCCAACUCAGGACCCGGCACCAACGGCUCUCAAUUCUUCGUUACCACCGUGCCUACUCCCCACCUGGACGGCAAACACGUUGUUUUUGGCGAAGUCAUAAAUGGCAAGAACAUUAUUCGCAAGAUCGAGAAUCUGCCCACACAAUCAGACAAGCCAUCGGGAGGCGAUGUGGUCGUGGCCGACUGCGGUCAGCUUGAAGGUGAUAGCUAUAGCACGGCCACCCAGAAAGCUGCGGACGCCACCGGAGAUCCAUACGAGGACUUCCCAGAUGACCAGGGCGAACUGAAGGGCGAGGAGUACUACAAGAUUGCGCUGGAUCUCAAGGACUAUGGCAAUAAGGCGUUCAAGUCUGGUGAUAUCGAGACCGGUAUCGAAAAGUACCAGAAAGGGUUGAGGUAUUUGAACGAGUAUCCUGCCGUCAACGAAAAUGACCCCAAAGAUCUUCAAAGCAACAUGGACUCGCUCCGGUUCACGCUGCAUAGCAACAGCGCACUUCUAGCCCUCAAAGCCAAGCGAUAUUAUGAAGCACAGAAAUGGGCUGGAUUUGCCAUCGAUGCUACCCCGAAAGAUACAAAAGACACGGACAAGGCCAAAGCAUACUUCCGAAGAGCACAGGCGAGAGUGGCUUUGAAGGAUCCUGAGGAGGCUCUCAAAGACUAUGAGCAAGCCGCGAAGCUGGCACCAGAGGAUGCUGCCAUUAAAAACGAACUGGCCAAGACCAAGAAGAGCUUGCAAGAAAGUAUCAAGAAGGAGAAGGAUGCAUAUAAGAAGUUCUUCAGCUGAGGCUCGCCUUGAUAUCUUCAGCAGCGCAGCCGGCGAGAGUCAUGGCGUUGGAUACAACAAAAGCGUGGGCAUGAACGAAAACAUCAGCGAAUGCGAGAGAUUUUCCCCUGCGCAGAGCGGAAGGGAGUCAAGCAUCUUCAGCAGUUCGACGGAGCGCAAAAGUUGGAUGAUACCCAUGCUGUAUUAACGAAUGCCAUGCCUGAAAAGAAGUAGACAUCCAUACCUUAGGUAGAGAAAAAAGGUUGAUACGGUUGUGCUCGUCCAGUCGGCUGAACGUUAGUAGAAAGGUCGAACGCAUGAAGCACAUUCACGG